This is a messenger RNA of Xiphophorus hellerii (green swordtail), 4361 nucleotides long. Its product is annotated as phosphoinositide 3-kinase regulatory subunit 5-like. Gene Ontology annotation, cellular component: phosphatidylinositol 3-kinase complex, class IB. Gene Ontology annotation, biological process: positive regulation of MAP kinase activity; G protein-coupled receptor signaling pathway. The coding region runs from base 1621 to 4209 and encodes 862 amino acids. The record is from RefSeq and is a predicted model, not a curated record. Gene Ontology annotation, molecular function: 1-phosphatidylinositol-3-kinase regulator activity. NCBI's taxonomy places the organism in Eukaryota, Metazoa, Chordata, Actinopteri, Cyprinodontiformes, Poeciliidae. The transcript has 17 exons.
AAUCUUGUGAAUGUGCUGCUAAAUGUGCUAAUGGCGGAGAAACGACUUACAGUUCCAGGACAACUGUCUAUCCACCGUUAUCGGUGGCUAUGCUAACUAGCCUUAGCGUGGUUGACAGCGCUAAGACCCUCCUCCUGACUCUGAUCGGUUGUUUCUGGUUAGUACUGGAAGCACUAGUAAAAAGAAGAGGAACUAGAUUUUUUUUUCACAUAUUAUCUCAUACCAUCACAACAUUGUCACUGUUUUAACAAAUAUGCAAAAAAACAUAUUUUUUCAAAUAAAAGGCUUUAAGACAGCACUCUUUAAAACUAUACUCAGUAAGCUGGUUUUUUUUGUUUGUUUGUUCAUUACAACUGGAUCAUAUUUUAUUUAGAUCGUUGUGUAAAUUCCCUUCCAGUUCCAGUCAUAAAGCACUUUAAGCUCAAUGACAAGGCUGAUUAAAGUCCUGCAGAAGAACACUCACUGUAACGUACAAACAGGUCAGGGAGUGAACGAUAAAAAUUAAGAAAAAAAGUCUAUAAAUAGGAAUAAAUCAUUAGCAUAAGACAAGUCCAUCCAUAGUGAAGGGGAAGCAACAAUAAAAACUCCAUCAUGUUCCAAAUUUGUCAGUAGAACCAUUGAAAGCGUCUGGUCUGACGAUCCGAGGGAAGAAAUUGGACUGGAAUCAUUUUACACUGAAUUCAUAGACACAACCUGAAAUGUUGGAGACAUGUUUAUCUUUUUUAACUGGACCAGUCAUAAAAAUCAAGUGGUGGCACCAGUAGAGUUAGGGAAGCUAAUCCCUAAAAGCAGAACGUCAUAGUUAUCUUUUAGACAGAAAAGGUUUAAGUUUUAAGAAACGCCAUAACCAGAAAAGGCUGGAUUUCACCCCAAACUCUACUUGACUAUGCAUUUUUAUCCCCAAUCAUGUAAAAUUUCUUCUCUAAGUCAUCCACAGAGUUAUAGUCCUGCAGGCCGAAUAUUCUUUCUUGUUGACAUCUGGUCAGCUCUUGUUGAGUACAGUGGGCCCAGCCCUGGCUAUUUAAAGCAGUCAUAACUUUGUCAGUGCCGAACUGGUACACAUGAACCACAACCUUCGAGUCUCUGAGUCCAACAUGUCCCUGAAGAUUUACAGCAUGGUUACUUCUUUUUUUGUUGAUUUUUGAGCUUUUAAGUGUAGCUCGACGGAAAACUUUUCGAGGAGGAUCUGAUAGGAAGUAGACCUGCAACAUUUCCAUCCCAGGCCUGAGUCAUUUAAAAAAAAAAAAAAAAAAAAAAUCAGAUGUGGACGACUAAUUUGAAGCCGAAAAAGUAGAAGCUGUGGCAUCUGUUUUCCACCAGCUCAUCUCCGGUCCACUCCGAUGGCUUGUGACUCACUAGUGGGAAGUGUCGGGCUGGUUUCAGUGCUGACAUCUGCGUCCGAGCACUUGCUUUCUGCGCGAGCGAGCCUUUCAUGUCGAGCUCGGUCCGUUUGUGUCGCUGGGACAGAGCAAACAAUGAUCAUUAUUUACUGACGGCGUCGGCAGCAGGAAGUUGGGUCGACUGACGGGACCUUUUCGGUUCACCAGGAACAGAGGCAAACGGAAAGGACUUCCUCUUUGUUUGUCUUUUUUUUUUCUUUUUACAUCUGUGGAUGUUGGGAUGGUCUUGCAGACGAUGGAGCAGAGCUCGUGCACGGAGGAUCGCAUCCAGCACAGUCUCGAGCGCUGCCUCUGCCACCUGGGAGUUGACUCUCCCGACAAGAAGCUCUGGAAUGCUGGACUGUGCAUAAGCCGCUGGUGUUUGGAGGAACUUGUGAAGCGGCAUCCCCACAACUUCCUCAUCCUUCUGCAGAAAAUACUGCAAAAAACAAAGGAGGUUCUGGAGGAGUGCCAGUAUGAACUGGUGGUUCCCCUGACUCUCCUGUUCUCUGCUGCUCUUCUCAAAAGCCCACAUUUAGGCGCAGGAUGCUGUGUUCUCCAGGAGGCCUACCUGUUGUUCCACCAGUUCCUGGCCUGGCCCGAGCCUUGCAGCUCCGCCAGCAGACGUUUACUCGUGGUCAUCGAGCAGGAGAUUCGAGCGCCAGGUAUUUCAUUUCAGCGACUGGUAAGGACAGAGCAGGCUAUUUCCCCUGACCUUAACUGCUCUAAAACCUUAGUGGUCCUGUUGGUGAGUCCAGAUGCUGACGCCCCCCAGGAGGUCCAGCUGACCUCUGAGCAGCUCAGUACCAUGCAUUACUCCAGCAGGAACAUCAUAACAACUCUUAUCCUGCACAGCUUUCAGGCUGCUUUCGGUACCAAACUGGACCUGCGGGUUCUCCACGCAGCCCUGCAGGAGAAAGAGCUGUAUGAGCUGGAGCAGCUUUAUGAGACGAUAACUGGCAGCAUGGAGACGGCAACCUCUGGGGCGGAUCACACAGCUGCCAGGGAGGGACUACUCCGCAGCUUGGAGAAGCUCAGAGAAAGUCUCUCUGUCCCUUCUGGUUGCUCAGAGACCGGGUCUUUAGAGAGCCUAACGCUGCCCUACCCCAAAUGCCACACAUGCUUAUGGGAUGAGGACAACUUCGAUGUUCUAAAAGACCUGCUUUUAGUCGAUUCUGACCUGGACUCCCCUCCAGAAUGUUUCCCCAAAAUCGACGAGGAUGACACUUUUGACACUAGUAUCGACGAGGAAGACGAGCAGGACUCCUCGAGCAAACGGGACGAUCCGUUUCAAAGCCAUCGGAUCUCCACCGCCUCGUCUUCCUCGAGGGACUCUACCUUCUCGGGAUACUCUCUCUCCUCCAGCUGGUCCGUGCCAUCUGCUUCAUCAGGAGUGGAAAGCGACUUCAGCGAGGACACAGCGCACGAGGACACCGAGGAAGGGCAAGGCAGCCAACUGAAAGUCAGAAAGAAACCCAAGAAAAAGUCCAAAUCCCUCUUGGGAUUGGAGCGAUUCUCCUUGCUCUUCAAGACUCCGCACAGUCCGAGCACAUCUCGCCGCGUCCGGAGCAUGGGCUACAACGGAGACAUCACCAAAGACUACCUGAUGACGGGGGCACAGCUCAAACACUCCGGGACCCCCAUGAGACAUAUUCGUCAUCUCAAUGUGUCCACGGCCCCCGUAGAUCCUUCCGCUCCCCAGAGGCACAUCUGCGUCCGCAGGAGGCCGAUUCUGAGCUGCAGCGAGGCGAAUGAGGCGGAAGUGCUGACCGUUGUCAAGGUGGUCGCGUUCGGGGGUGACAGAGAGGCUGGGAGGCUCGCUCGGGCGUACAGCGACCUGCAGCAGAAAGAGAGAAAGUGUCCCCAGCUCACAAGGACGUGCAAACUGCAGUUUUACUUUGUUCCCACCAAGAGGAAAAGUGUAAGCCCAGGAGCAGGACACAUGCCUGCAGAAGGGCAGGAGUCAAAUUGCCAAGAAGUGGAGGACAGUACAACAGAUAUAGCCCAGAUGUUGGGUAUGAUGGACCCCUGGUAUGAGCGCAAUGUCUUCAGUCUGCUGAGCUUGUCCUCCGAAGUUCUCUGUGAGGGAGCUCCCAAGGAGGACGACGUCUCCGGCGGCACCGGCGCCACGGAGCACCGCCUCCCCCUGCUGGCCGACUUGGUGCUCUAUUACUGCAGACACGCCGAUCAACCCGUUCUGGUGCAGCUCUACCAGGCUGAGCUGACCCUGGAAGGGGGAGAGAAGAGAAAGGAAGUGUUCAUUCAUUCCUUGGAGCUCGGACACACAGCUGGAGCAAGAGCUGUUAAAGCCAUGGGCGCUGUGAGCAAAAGGUUGGGAAUAGAUGAAGAGCGGGAGGCUGUUCCUCUCACCCUCAAUGUGGCCUACAACAAGGUGGCCGUCAGCGGGAGGAGCCACUGGAUGCACAAAGAGGCGGUCUGCACCUCCAUCAACCUUCAGAAGACAUGCAGAGAGUCCAAACAGCUGGAUUCUAAAGAGGGCCUGCAGCUGACAAUGACAGAGGUUGUGAAGAAGCAGAGCUCCAAAUCUAAAAAGGGUUACAACCAGAUCUUGCUAUCAGAAGUGAAGGUGGACAAGAUGCAAGUGACUGCCCAAGGGGAUGGGAGCACGUUUGCUGUUUGCCUGGAUCAAGACAAAAAGACGUUCAUCCAAAGUGUGAAGAGGUGCGAGGUGUCGCUGUGCAGCAAACCAGGCAGCAGUUCGGACUGGAGGUCUUACAAAACACUACCGGGCCAAAUCCAGCCCCUCCACCCAACGUUCUGCUCCCUGCUCUGCCUUCCCGUCACUGCCUUCUCCGCUGCUGACCCCUGACCCCAGCUCUGUCUGACCAUCCAGGACCCAAAGAACACACCGAGUGGGGAAAAUCAAAGAAUAGGGACAAAGAACAGGGUUUAACAUUUCAUUUCAGGAAGCCGAUGUCUAUUUAUUAACAAUUUAACAUUAAAAAUACAUUUUGUGCUGUU